UGUAAAUAUGUGUUAUUGUUUUGGUAAAGAAUUGGAGGUCAUCUAAAAUCCAUAUUAGUUAUUGAAUUAAGGGCCAAUUCGGUUGUUUCUAUACACAUUCUGCCACGUCUAAGUUAUUUAAAGAGUUCUUGAACCCAUCUUUGUGAAGAAGGUCCAGGAUUUAUUUAUUUUUGUCGCUUUUUAGUUCAGCUGUUUACGCCAGGAAGCGGAUCUUAUUCACUCAUUUCUGCCUUUUUGUCAUCAGAAGCAGCAAACAGUGAGUAAGUCCGCCCCAUGCUGCCACACCUGCUCCCCCUGACAGGCCGGUCCCGGUUCGUGUGAGCUUCUGGACCCAGCUGCGGGGGAUUUGGACAACCAUGUCUGCGCAGACGGGGGUCCAGCCCUCGCUGCGCUUCGGCCAGGUGGUCAUCGGCCCGCCGGGCUCGGGUAAAACCACCUACUGCCAGGGGAUGCGGGAGUUCCUGACCGGCCUGGGGCGCCAGGUGGUGGUGGUGAACAUGGACCCGGCCAACGAAGGGACCCCUUACUCCUGCGCCGUGGACAUCGGCGAGCUGGUCACGCUGGACGACGUCAUGGAGAACCUGAAGCUGGGGCCCAAUGGCGGCCUCCUCUACUGCAUGGAGUACGUGGAAGCCAACCUGGACUGGCUGGAGAGCAAGCUGGCCCAGUUCAGCGACUGCUACUUCUUGUUCGACUGCCCCGGACAGGUGGAGCUGUACACCCACCAGAGCUCGGUGAAGAACAUCUUCUCCCAGCUGGCCAAGUGGAACUUCAGACUCACAGCCGUGCACCUCGUAGACUCCCAUUACUGCGCUGACCCAGCCAAGUUCAUCUCCGUGCUGUGCACCUCCCUCUCCACCAUGCUGCACGUGGAGCUUCCCCACGUCAACGUCCUCUCCAAGAUGGACUUGAUUGAGCAGUAUGGACGACUGGCAUUCAACCUUGACUUCUACACAGACGUUAUGGACCUCUCCUAUCUGCUCGACCACUUGGCCGCCGACCCCUUCUUUAAAAAGUUUCGCCAUCUUAACGAAAAGUUAGCGGAAGUCGUCCAGGAUUACAGCCUCGUGUCCUUCGUGCCUCUCAACGUCCAGGACAAAGACAGCAUGGUUCAGGUCUUACGGGCGGUGGACAAGGCCAACGGGUACUGCUUCGGAGACCUGGAGGAGAGGAAUCUGCAGGCGAUGAUGUCAGCUGCUGUGGGGGCCGACUUCCAGUUCAGCUCAACUCUUGGCGUGCAAGAGAGGUAUGUCGACACCAGCAGGAAGACGGUGGAAGAGGAAAUGAUGGAACUGUAAAUAAAAAGGAGGGGAAAAA
Messenger RNA from Fundulus heteroclitus (mummichog), 1317 nucleotides. It is a transcript of the gene gpn2, whose product is annotated as GPN-loop GTPase 2. Gene Ontology annotation, molecular function: GTPase activity. The transcript is spliced from 5 exons. Bases 357 to 1298 code for a protein of 313 amino acids. NCBI's taxonomy places the organism in Eukaryota, Metazoa, Chordata, Actinopteri, Cyprinodontiformes, Fundulidae. Gene Ontology annotation, cellular component: cytoplasm. The record is from RefSeq and is a predicted model, not a curated record.